Falco peregrinus (peregrine falcon) is the source of this 5171-nucleotide messenger RNA. RefSeq names its product rap1 GTPase-activating protein 1. The coding region runs from base 477 to 2480 and encodes 667 amino acids. NCBI's taxonomy places the organism in Eukaryota, Metazoa, Chordata, Aves, Falconiformes, Falconidae. The record is from RefSeq and is a predicted model, not a curated record. Gene Ontology annotation, molecular function: GTPase activator activity. Gene Ontology annotation, cellular component: cytoplasm. The transcript is spliced from 24 exons. Gene Ontology annotation, biological process: regulation of small GTPase mediated signal transduction; activation of GTPase activity.
GUCACCGUCCCUGCGCCCCGCGGCCGCCCCCGGGCUCGGCAGCCCCCGCAGCUCCUGCGGCGGCGCCCAGCGAGGGGCGGGGGCUGAGCGUCCCCGGCGGAGGAGGGGACAAGGCACCGCUUCAUCCCCGCGGCUUCAUCUUCCUCAGUCUCUUCCCGCUCCCCCUGUGCCGCGGAUGCGGGGCGCCCUCCGCGCUCUGCUCCGGGGCCCGGCGGCGAGGAAGAGGAGGGCUGGCGGGGGAGCCGGGGGCAGCCGCGGCCCUUCCCCAUGGCGGGGCGAGGGGCGCGGCGGCUCCCGGGGGGGCAGCGCGGCCCGGCCCGGCCCCUUUCCCCGGCCGCGGGUUCCCCGCCGCAGUCUGCGGCCGGAGGUCCGAGGAAGGGGUGCGCUGCUUCAGUGAUGUUAUAGACUCUCCCACCCAAGGCUUUCCAUAUGCUCUCGCUCCUGCUGUCCCCAGCAAGACUGUGGACUUGUUUGAGAUGAUUGAAAAAAUGCAGGGGAGUCGUCUGGAUGAACAAAGAUGUUCCCUUCCAGCUCCUCUCAAGACAGAAGAGGAGUAUAUUCCUUACCCCAGCAUCCACGAGGUAUUACAGAAAGGGUGGCCGUAUCCUCUCAUUAUCUUACCCCAGUUUGGGGGCUACUGGAUCGAAGGGACCAGCCACAACCUCUCCAGACUGAGUCCAGCCCUGCCUGAUGUGCCCUUUCCAUGGAGUGGGAAAGUGAAACUGGAAAGCGACCCUACGGCCAAGCUGUACCGCAAGCACUUUCUGGGGAAGGAGCACCAGAACUUUUACUCCAGUGACGUGUCCUUGGGCUACCUGGUACUUUCUGUGAAGUACGAACAGAUUGAGAAACAGGAAAACCUGCGCCUGCUGCUGAGGACUCGGACUGGCACCAAACAUGAUCUGAUCCCAAUUUCCUGCCUGAAUGAGUUCCCCAAUGCUGUCCAGAUGGCCAAGCUGCUCUGUGAGGAUGUGAACGUUGAACGCUUCUUCCCUGUCCUCUACCCCAAGGCUUCACAGCUUAUUGUUGCGUUUGAUGAACAUGUAAUAAGCAAUAACUUCAAAUUCGGGGUCAUCUACCAGAAGCCUGGGCAGACGACCGAAGAAGAAGUCUUCAGUAACACAGAAGAGAGCCUGGGCUUCCUGGAGUUCCUGGAUUUCCUUGGUGACAGGAUUCAACUGCAGGAUUUCCGUGGGUUCCGGGGAGGCUUGGAUGUCACCAGAGGUCAGACGGGCACUGAGUCCGUCUAUACAAAUUUCCGGGGCAAGGAAAUCAUGUUCCAUGUGUCUACAAAGCUGCCCUUCACGGAAGGAGACUCCCAGCAGCUUCAGCGAAAGCGUCACAUUGGGAAUGACAUUGUAGCCAUCAUCUUCCAGGAUGAAAGCACGACUUUUGUCCCUGAUAUGAUUGCUUCUAACUUCCUCCAUGCUUAUGUGGUAGUUCAGCUCACCCACGGCACCACUGGGAACACCCUCUACAAGGUUUCAGUCACAGCUCGAGACGAUGUCCCCUUCUUUGGACCCCCUCUGCCAAACCCAGCCAUAUUUAGAAAGAGCGCAGAGUUCCGCGAAUUCCUCCUGGUCAAGCUCAUCAAUGCUGAGUACAGCUGCUAUCGAGCUGAGAAAUUUGCUAAAUUAGAGGAAAGAACCCGGAGUGCCCUCCUGGAGAGCCUUUUUGAGGAGCUGCAGCUUCGCAGCCGCAGUAUGAUGGGAUUACCCAUAGGAGAGGAUGACAAGAUAGAGAAUGGCAGUGGGGGCUUCCUUGAGAAUUUCAAGCGGGUGAUCAGAGGCCGCAGCCAGAGCCUGGAUACCAUGGGGAUAUCCAUGAGAAAGCAGCAGCCGGCCACCCUGCCCAGCCGCCCCACUACCGCUGGCCUUGCCCUCAGCCAGAGUGUCGCCGAGGGCCCUAAGGCCAUUGCUGCGUCUUUUGCCUUGCCUGGUAGGAGCCCAUCACGUACUCGAGCCAGCCGCUUCCAUGGGCGACGGAGUAGUGCCAUUGGUAUUGAGAACAUACAGGAGGAAAAGAGAGAUGCUGCAGAGAGGAUACAGAAAGUGCUGGACAGUCCAGGAACUUUCUUUGACCUGAAGUCUGAUGGAUCAUCCAGUCCCAGCUCCCCAGAGUUCCCCAGCAGGAAGAGCAAAAUGCUCGGGAGUCAGACUGCAGGAUACUGUGUGAUGCAGCCAUUCUCACGUUCUUCAUCCAGUGCAAGCAGUUGUUGUAGUGGUUUGAGGGAAAAUGAAACAUCUGAGGAAGAAGAGAACGGCAGGGAGCUGACGUGCUCUCUUGAGGGCCCUCCAAAACAGGAUUCAAUGGUUCAGAGUAUGUGGCUGGAUGACAGUGACUGCACACCCAGUACUUCCAGCUCACCAGGAAGCAGGUUGCUUCCUUCCAGCAGUGCUGCUGGCUCCACUGGAAAAGGAAAUGGCAGCAAAGCAGAUGCUCAGCACCAUAACCCAGCCUCCAUUUUGUGCUGCAUGUGAGGUGACGGUGGAGGAGCGUCCUGGUGCAGGCUGGCUGAGUGGCGCAGGAUUUGCUGUUCCAGUGAACAAGCAUGAAUAUGCUUUACCUUAAAGUUCAGGAAGAGAACAAAAAACAGAAUUCCAGCUGCUGCUAGUUCUUCUGCUUCCUUCAGUGAUGCGUCAGAGACAGCCACAAAUCACCAAGAACUCAAGCUUCAUACAAAUCAAAUUAAUUCAAAUCCAAUUCAGCCAAUACAGGGCCAGAUUCAAACUAUUUUAGCAUGAACUUUCUGAAUGUUAGUUUGCACAUCCUUCCCUCUGCAGACUAUGGGAUGGGAAGCCCCUCACAGCCACAUCCAAAUCACCUUCGGAUAGGCAGCAAUUAGGCCAUCCCUGAGGAAGCAAAGCAGAGUCUGAUUCAGUUACCAACUAAACUUACAUGGUAUUCACUGCUGUCCUCCAAAAGACAUCACUGUAAAACUGGCAUUAACUCAAAACCCCUGGGGUUGGUGCCCAAGAACGCAUGUGUGCGGCGGUCCCCUCCAACAUUGGUCACUGCAGAGCAAGCUGUACGAAAUACCUGCCCAGGAGGGGAAAGUUCAUUUUGGAAUUGAACUUGAUUGAUUCCCUAGAUUAUUCUCUGGGCUGGAAUUGUUCCACUCUCUCCCACUUUUCUCUCUCAUGUCCUCUCCAAUUGCCACGCUGCAGAGUUAAAAGGAAGCAUGAAUACUUUGUCCCUGUGCUUGUAGCGCCUGUGUAGUACCUUGGACUUGGAAUAAAAGAACAUGGCCAGCUUCUCAUACGCUGCAUGUAUGGGUAUUUUUAAAGGACAAGCAGGAAGGUAUGAGAAAUCCAGAGACUGCAGUCCCUUAACAACUUAAUCCUCAUGCUUUUAGGGUAAGAGAUAAAGAACUAUUCAGGAAAGAAUGUUUUAAGCUGCAAGAAGUUAAAUAUUUAAUGUUUAAUCUUUAAUGUAAAUCAUUAAUCUGUUGAAAGAAAAGAAGCACAUUUGUAUUGGUAAAGACCCCACGAGACUGGUAAUUACUGGCAAACCUUGAAAUUCUUCAUCAUUAUAGAGAUGAGACUGAACUGUGAAGUUAACUGUUAAGGAUGCGAAAGCCAUCUCUCCAUAAAAUUGGAUACAUUCAGAUAAUCACUGAAGAUUGACCAUGUACAUAAAUGUUCAAUCUUAUAUAUUUCCCUAGGACUUUUCACAUCUUGGGGCUUGGAACUGAUGGAACUGGUCCCAGCCAUUUUUCACCUGCAAAACAAAGCAGCACAGAAGAGAAUGUUAAAAUUUAAUACACAGAAGUGACUGGCUGGUCACAUUUCUGCAGCAGGAUGACUGUUUCUACUCCUUUUUUGAAGGGUAACUACUGACGAUGGAGUACAGAUUUGUAUCUUGUUUGGUUUGCUUCCACCAGCUCCCUAAGUCUUUCACUGUCUAGUCACAACUGAAGCUGUACAGAAGAAUUAUUUUCCUGUGUCACAGACAGAUUCUGUAGGUCUGGUGCAUUCCACACGAGGGUGAAGCCAAUUCUUUUUAGGAUUUCUUUUUUGAGGGGCUGGAGGUAAGGAAGAGAAAAAGAGUGGAAGGCUGGGGAGUCAGAGAAACAAAAGGCAAAUGUGUUAAAAGUCCUUGGAGCUGAGAAUACAAACCAGGCCACAACAUUCUAAUUCAGAUCAGCACCUACUGGAGUGGGUGUUGGGUAUUCAUCUUCCUCACUUCUCAUUUUUAUCCAGAAUAUUUUUAUAGAAUCAGAAACCCAUCCAGAAAAGAAAAUAACACCCCCCCCCCCAAAUUUCCCUUCUGUUUAAGCUUAUGACUAAUUUUAAUUUACAUUAAGAUCUUCUGCUGAAAUUUUUCAACAAAUGCAUCAGAGCUAAUGAUGUAUAGAACUCUUAUCUAGUGACAAACUCAAGUGCCAAAUCUGGAGAUAGCUUGAGUCAAAUGCCCUCUAACUUAUAUAAAAACAGGUGGCUGAGUUUUAUUAGUUAACACAACUGAUUCCAAUGCUCUUUAAAAAUUUAAAGUUUGUAUUCAAUUGACCAUCCUUCUCUUCAUUUUCCUGUUAAUAUAUGAAUAUUCGUUAAAAAGUUGUGUAAUCAGGUAGUUACAAGACAUGGAUUGGAGAGCUGUGAUAAUGUGCUUUUUAUUAAGAAGGAACAGCUAUAAAACGAAAAUCUUAAAACUACAAAAAACCCACAACCCACUAUCAGCCAUACUCUUAACCUUAGGUAAGACCUAAUGCCCAGUACCACAAGGUUAAAUAUGAACAUUUUGAAAACUAAAGAGUUUCAGCAGUAAUUUGAGAAUGGCAUGUGGAGCACAAAGCCUUGAAACAUACCGAGAGAGGAUGGAGAACUUGUUACUUCUUGCCUGGAAAAGGACUACAAAGUCACUAACUAUACCGAGAUUACAUUCUAGUCUGCAGUUUCAUCCCAUGAGAAGGAUACCACACAUUAUUUAAUAUUUGGAAGACCUUAACAGUGUUGUAUUUAGCUGUAUUAAGUAUUUCAUUAAAAAGAGGGUGAAAGCAUGAAAUCAGAAGUACACUCACCUAUAAUGCUGCCUAGCAGCUCUAAACGAUCAGAGCCAAAAAAGAGAUGAGGUUCCCCAUGAAAAUGUGCCACAACAGCAGGCAUCCCAAAUGCCUAUUGACACCAUGGACAUGAAACAGAGAAUGUUAUAAUGAGAGAAAUUUUUGCUGA